This is a messenger RNA of Verruconis gallopava, 4914 nucleotides long. RefSeq lists its product as uncharacterized. Bases 185 to 4681 code for a protein of 1498 amino acids. NCBI's taxonomy places the organism in Eukaryota, Fungi, Ascomycota, Dothideomycetes, Venturiales, Sympoventuriaceae. The transcript has 2 exons. Gene Ontology annotation, molecular function: guanyl-nucleotide exchange factor activity. The record is from RefSeq and is a predicted model, not a curated record.
CCUGUUGCUGUCAACAAAGCGCGCCACCGAUCCGUCCACUGCUCCAGCUCAUCCCGCAAACAACGAAAACAACCCGUCCGGCCAUAACUUCAUGGACGUCGGUAGCUCGACGACCGCAAUCGCUCGCGCGCAACGGCGGAUGAAACAUUGAAUGAAAAUUUGACCGUGUCCUGCGCCCGACAAGAUGGUCGUCGUGGUUGCGCCACCUCCCUCCCUCUCCCCGGACGUCGUGACUCUGUUCUACGUCGUCGACGACCUGCUGGCGAGAUCGCCGAUUCUCAUCUUCUAUGGCCCGUCAAGCACGCCGACCGCCGCCGCGAACAACUCGCGCAUUCAAGCCCACGUUUUCACUGCAGCCGGCUUUCAGUCGUAUCCUCGCCUGACCGUGUCGCCCAGCUCUCCGCUGUACUCGGCCGUCAAUUGCUUGCCGAGAGAGGAGCAAGGCGACGACAUAUGCCGCGGCCUUGCAUACAGCUUGUUCAAGUACUUCUCCGAGCUCCCAGCGAACGUCAAGCAGCAAUGGGAGGCGCAGUCAUCCACGGUCGCUGGCCUGCGCUCUGCGCCCACCCUAUUCAGCGACGCGCACGCAGCCAUCAUUGCGCAACGCAUGGUCAAGGUUGACAACCUGGCAGACGUCAUCUCAGAUGUUCGUCAGGCCCUGGCGGAGCAGUCGGUCUCCUGGCUGGAUGUCGACGUGGUGAUGCCGCCCGGAUCAAUGAAAGAGCUGGACAUGGGCGGUCGAGACUCCAUUCUUCCCGACCCGUCCGAAGAGGAUGUCAACCGCUACCGCUUUGGCGAGUACGCGCCCAUCGUCGAGCUUUUUGGCGAAGCAGCCUUCCUGCCGACCUCGCGGAUAAAGCGUCGCCCGUCCAAGCCCACGCUGCAGAAUCGCAACGGAAACUUCACGCGAGCGCAGAAGGAAAGUGUCAGACGGGAGUUCUGUGAGCUCCUCGACACGGAGGAGAACUAUGUUGGCAAGCUGUACGAUCUGGUGCACAGUGUCGCGGCCGACUUUAGAGAGAAGGCGAAGGUCAAAUCGCCCACAAGCUCGAGCCCAAGCGCGGAAGCAUUGGAAGGCCUGUUCCCUCCCAGCCUGGACGAGAUUCUAAAGGUCAACUCGGCCUUCUUAGAUGAUUUGAGACGCGUCGUCGAAGAGACAGAGAAUGAUGCCAUCAACGAUAUUGAAAACACGCCGGAUGGGGGCUCAGUCAUGCCCCAGGUGCCUAGUCGAACAGAUGUCACUGGCACUUUGUCACUGGCAGCAUGUAUGCGCAGCUGGUUCCCUCAAUUCGCUCAGUGCUACACAGAGUAUACAAAGGCGCACUCUCAAAUGUCCUAUCACCUCCGACAGUUUAUGCGCGACGCCGGCUCGAGCUUCUCUCAGCGCAUGCAGGAGACGGGCGAGCAGCGCUUGAUGUCUAUGCUCAUCGAGCCGGUGCAGCGGCUUCCCCGCUACAAUUUGUACAUAGACAACAUCCUCAAGCAACUCCCCGCGCGUCAUGCCGCCGUCAAAGGCCUUCUUAAGGCUAGGGAUUUGAUCUCGGACAUCUGCUCCCACGAUGUCACCAACGCUGGGCCCGAUCAGAUUUUCGAGAGGCUGCAAAGCUUCGUCGCUGCCUGGCCUCUGGCUUGUCGUCCGACCGGCCGUUUGAUCACGGCAGUCGACGCGGUUGAGCUAGCAGCCCCGUACAGAAGCGAAGUUUAUGACUCCAGAGCUAUCUUCUGCAUCAUGCUACUUUUUACUGAUCAGCUUGUCGUCCUUCGAAAGACCUCGAAGCAGGUGAUUGCGGCUCGUGGCUUUCUGGCUCAGUUGGACGGCACGGACGUUUUGCGCAACGAUCUGAACGUGGGAGACCUCGUUUACAAAGAUUCGUUCCCAUUGAGUGCCUUCGACGUUACCGAAAUGAAUGAAGGCAAACAACUUCAGCUGAUUUUAACAAGGCCCAAUCUGCGACAGUCUGUGAGCUCUCGGCGGUCGGGCUCUUCCCGUCCUGGAUCCCCGCGUGGAGAUGCUUGCAUACACGUAUACCACCUUGGGGGUUCAUAUGAGUCAAAAGCAAGCCGCUUCAUGGAAGAACUUGUGAAGGCUCGUGUUGAAGGCAGAUUCACAGAGGCUGAACGGGAGAGUCCCAAAUGGGAGGUUCACAGUGCCGCAGCACCCGAUCUUUCGCUUUUCAGCGCUGUGUUCGAGGACAGACUUGGUUUAACAGAGAGACCGACGACUUCACGCGUACGUAUUGUCAUAGACCCUAUCAAACACGUGGAGAUAGUCCGGCCCGGUCAGAAAGACGUCGAGAUUGCUGCUACCCUGACGACAAUUAACGAAGGGUUUUACAAGCUCGAUAUGGUUGGCGCGAACGACUUUGUCACGAAGGACCAUCUUACUGCCAAAGAGUUCCUGCCCGUCCUUGCGAAGAGGCUGAACAAUUUCUUGCAAAUGCAGAGUCAGAUCAAGAAUCCCGCGUUGGUGUCGGUGUUGCUGCAGCGUAAUCAAACAAUCUUGCAAUCUCUUAACGUCGUCCUCGACGAUUCGUAUCAGGACAUGGCCCAGGGUCGUAGCAGUAGAUCACAGCAGUCGCCCGUCAAGCUGCUGUCCAGCAUCUUUGGGGGUAGUAUCAAUCGUGAGCCAGGAAGCUUGCGCAAGCACAACUCGACGAAAUCAGAGUCAGGCCUAGGCGUCGUUCCUCAAUUCCGACCUCCUCAGCCCACUCGACGCACAUCCCGCGACCUUCCGUCCAAGCCGAGCACGCCGACUGAAGUCGUAUCAGCGGCUGCAGACGCGCUGGCAAAACUGGAGCAGACCUUGUCGAGCUACAUCCUGGCUCUUCAAGCGCGCAAGGGAAACAUUGUCGGCAGAGUGCUCCGCAUGCGCGGCGCAGCGGAUGAGCUGACGGUCAAUGAGCUCUACAAUGCCCUGCUUGAGGAUCCCACAAACUACGAAAUCGUGGCGCAGGCCUCGGUCGAUGUCCUCUUCUGCGCUUUCGAGAAAUUUGUCAAGAUAGCGUGGCACGACAGAAUCGGUCCCAUCAUUUCGCCUGCAUUAUGGAAGCAGAUCCAAGCCAAGCUCGACACUGCGUAUCCCAGCGACUUUGAAGACUUCUUCCGCGGCGCUUUGAGCGACCUUUCGCCUCAGAACCAGCGAGCGUUUCGUGCCUGCGUGAAGUUGCUCGUCGAGCUGCUGGAAGGCACGGGCAACGAUGGCGACCGCGGCAUGAUCACAGCAAGUUUUGCUGAAGUCCUGGUUCCUGAGGGCGACCCAGCGGAUUUUGUCUCUGUCCUUGAUCGGUUAGUCGAGGAUGUCGAUCCACUGCUCGACAACAGUAUGAUGAGUAACUUCACCACGCCUCAUGGCUCGGUAUCUGAGGCCACGGUGAGUCGUCACCGGAACCAAAACUCGAUCUCGUUGUCUUCCAACACGUCGCUGCGCAAGAAAUUUGGUCUGAGUGCCUUGACACGCAAAACGAGCAAGCGCGACGAAGACGAGAAGACGGACGUCGGAUCGGUGUGGCGUGCGCUCAGCAAGUCCAAGAGCGACGAUAAAUCCGGCAGCAUGUCGAAGGCCGCUCCUCUCACACGGUCGAACUCCACGGACGUCCCGACGGGCUUCUCUCCCAAACGCCCUGUGUCCCGCGAUCGCCCCACGGUUCUUGGGGCAUUCAACUUUGAGAACUCACCACUGGCUACCAUCGGAGAGUCCGUUCCCAUCGGUCCGCCGCGGAAGAAGCGUCGCAGCUCGUUAUCUGACUUGGCAACUCUGCAAGCCUCAGCUGGGAAUACACCGAGCUUCGUCGGCGGCCCGACAACGCCUACAGCAAAGAGGUCCUUCAUUCCAGCGCCUAGUCCAGCCACGCCAUCGCCGUCCAAACCAUCUCUACUGCCAGCACCGAUCAUCUCGAGUGGGAACAGCCCCCCUAGACGGGAAGGAUCGCCAUCGCGCGCGUUGCCUCGGCCGCUCAAUGUGCGCAAAAAUAGCACGCCAUCCGCAAAAUCGGACGAAGUUGCCGUCACUCCUGCACAUACGCCUGGCCAUCGGCGGGCAAAGUCGUCCGUUUCCGGUAUUCCCAAGCUUCGUACGCCAGUUCCGGGGCUUUCGGAGCGGCCAAAUUCGGCCAACGUGCGUAAACUGCCUCCCCAGCCGGCCGGUCAGAGCUCUCCAGAGAAGCCAGUCAUGAAGCUCAGGAUGCAAAGUCCUCAGAAGUUGCGGGAGCGCGUGCAAAAUAACCAGAAGAUUUUCGAAAGUGCGGGCGCUGCGUUCCAGGAGGAGAUUGCCAAGAUCACGGAAGAGAUCAACAGCUCGCGCAGGCCUGCAUCCGUAUCCAACACAAGCUCGCUCGAAGCCAAGGUCGCGGCUUUGGCGGACAGUCAUGCGAGCAUGAUGGCGGAUCUGACGUCGAAGCUCGAAGGGCUGUCCAAGGACAUCGAUUCCAGCCUCCAAGUUUCGGAGUCGCGAUACAAGAAACUCGACGAUCUGUGGAAGGAGACCAGCGCAGAGAACGAGGCCCUGUAUUCCAGAUUCAACGAGGAGCUUGCCAAAUUAUCUGGUCAGAUCCGGCGAGGCGAAGGGAUCGAGGAGUUGCGGAAGCGUUUUGUAGAGGUGCAAGAUGAGAACGCGAGGUUAAGAAAGGAGAACCAGCGCUUGAGGAGAGAGAACGUCGGGCUGAAAGCGCAGCUGCGGGAGUAAGCUCGACAUACUACAUGAGCGUCGUGAUUCACUGAACGGUCUUACCCGUGGACGGUGGGCUUGACGAGGUUAUUCUUGUAUUCUUUUUUGCAUUCAGCCACGGCGUUGGGGAUGGGGCAGCAACCUCUGCUAUGGGAACAACAGGCACUGCAUAACGGCAGCAGAUCAUGACCCGAAUACCCUCACAAGGGCUCACAUAGCAAUGUAUGAAUAUGCGUUCAUCUUUCUACACA